Molecule: messenger RNA, 853 nt
Organism: Schistosoma haematobium
Lineage: Eukaryota; Metazoa; Platyhelminthes; Trematoda; Strigeidida; Schistosomatidae
Exons: 3
Coding region: 1-522 (173 amino acids)
Source: RefSeq, a predicted model, not a curated record
AUGAAAAUGCAGAGUAAAUCGUCAUCAUUACAAUCAGAGCAUCUUUCUGGUUCUCGCCAUCAACAUCGUAAUCAUUACAUACAUCAUAAACAUGGAGAACACUUUGUUAGAUUACCGUAUUACAUUUUAUUAGUAGCGUUAUUCUUAUCUUUAUACUUUCUAGCAACAUCUCUUAUCAUGGAUGAUAAUUUAUUUGCAAAAAAUCAAUCAGCUAAAGAUUUAGCUCAACAAAUAUUCAGUAUACUUGCAAUAGGAACAAUUCUAAUUGCAAUGAUAAUUGAUGUGAUACAAUUUUUUAUAAUUAAUAAAUAUCAAAAAUUAUGUACAAAAUGUUUAUUUGGUCUCAUAAUUCUAAGUUUUAUUUUAGCAAUGACUGCAGCAACAUUGGCUAAUAUUAAUUCUCAGUUUUAUGGAACCAGAAAAAUACCUCAUCCAUCAACAUGUUUAUUAGCUGGAAGUGCAAUUACUUUCCUAACAUUUUUAAUUGCAAUUGUUCCUUGUCUUGAACGACAAUUAGAUUAAUUACAAUUAUUAAAAUUGAUGAUUAAUUUUGCAUAAAAAACAGAAGCAGAUUUUAUUUUCUACACUAAAUACCAUAUAUUCAAAAAAUAUAAAUGAUUUAAUCAAAAAAAUAAUUGUUAAUUACUCUAGAGCACUUGUGAAGAUUAUCGACUUUUAAGCCAACAUCAUCGACUGAACCUAGUAAGAUAACUAUUGAAAAUUGAUAAAAACUAGCUAGCUGUUUCGCCUUAUUACGAAACUCCUCGAUAGGGCGUAUCGACGUCUUUGCCUUGGAUAAAACUUGGGAUCUUCUGAACUCUCAGCGAGUACUUAACCUGUAGACCGUUUGGCC